Molecule: messenger RNA, 1325 nt
Organism: Ipomoea triloba (trilobed morning glory)
Lineage: Eukaryota; Viridiplantae; Streptophyta; Magnoliopsida; Solanales; Convolvulaceae
Product: RING-H2 finger protein ATL52-like
Exons: 1
Coding region: 85-690 (201 amino acids)
Biological process (GO): protein ubiquitination
Molecular function (GO): transferase activity
Source: RefSeq, a predicted model, not a curated record
CUUCUUCUCCACUCUCUCUCUCUCUCUCUCUCUCUCUGCUUCUCCUCCACAGUUCCACAGAAGGAUUGUUGUUAAGCUUUGGAUAUGGUUUCUGGCCGGAGGUUAACUUCAGCAAUUGAUAGCUAUGGAGAUUGUCCAGAGAGAGUCUGCACCAGCAGCUGUCUUCAAUGGUGCAUCAACAUCCUUCCUCCGCCGUCGCCGGAUGAAAUUUCCGGCGACGAUUCCGGCCCCAAUUUCUCCCCUCUCAUCAUCACCAUCAUCGUCAUUCUCGCAACUACUCUCCUCGUAGUCACCUUCUACACCGUCUUCACGAAGUACUGCCGGAGAAGAUUGAGAACCGCGAGCAGCGCCGACGUGGAAGCGAAUCGCGGCGACGCGCCGCCGCGAGAUCAGCGGCGCGUGGCUUCUUCGGCGGUGGCGGUUAAGAAUUUUAAGGUUUUUAAGUACAGGAAAGGCGUCGGAGAUGUGGAAGGCAGUGAGUGUUCUGUUUGCUUGGGAGAGUUUCUGGAAGGUGAGAGCCUUAGGUUGUUGAAUAAUUGUAGCCAUGCUUUUCACCUCCAUUGCAUCGACACGUGGCUGAAAUCUAAGCCUAGUUGCCCUAUUUGUCGUGCAAAUGUAUCGCUUGAUCCGCCGCCGCCGCCGCCUGCGGCGCGUCCUCCAGCUCCCACCGCUCGGAACAACACAGAUUGAAGCAAACUAGUUCUGAAGUUCAGAGACAAAAUGACUAUUGUGAAGAGAUCAUAGUAGCAAAGAGAUCACCUUUGAUGAUUGUGAUGAAUUGCAGCUAGCAGAAGAGAAACAAGAAUUUUCACAGGUCUGAGCAUGGUGGUAAAAAAAAGGCAAGAACUUUGCAAUUGAAGUUCCAUGUUUGUGUUUAAUUUGCUAACUGUAAUCCAAAAAUAUUCCACUUUUUUGUAACAAUCUUGAUCUGAAAGUUCAGUUUGGGGGAAAAUUGUUUAAUUGCCCACUGACUCAGCAGCUCAUUAGAUAAGAGAAACAGGCCUGGUGCUCACAUUAAGUCUAAUUUCCACGUUGUUGUUGCAGGACUCGAUCUUGUGUCCUGCCUACAAUCUAUUACCGGGAACCAACUGAGCAACAUAGUUCAAUUUGGGGAAAAAAUUGUUAAUUGCCCGACAAGAUAGUUAAGGGUUGACUUAGCGGCCCAUUAGAUAGGAGAAAUGGGACCUGGUGCCCACAUUAAAUCUAAUUUCCAAGUUGUGGCCGCAGGACUCGAUCCCGUGUCUUGUCCAUGAUCUAUUACCCGGAACCAACUGAGCAACACAGUUCAGUUUGGGGAAAAAAUUGUUUAAUUAAGCAUAUGAAAA